Soboliphyme baturini is the source of this 267-nucleotide messenger RNA. NCBI's taxonomy places the organism in Eukaryota, Metazoa, Nematoda, Enoplea, Dioctophymatida, Soboliphymatidae. The record is from the annotation of a GenBank genome assembly.
GCAAAACAGCAAAAGUUCUUCAAACGCCUUAUGCUUCAUCGAAUCAAGUGGGACGACGAAAAGAGUGAGUCUAAAGAGAAGCCUACCAACAGAUGUGUUCUUGUUUGGGAAGGCCUUGUCAAAAAGCGAAGUUUCGGUGAAAUCAAGUUUAAGUCCUGUCCACUAGAAAAGCUUGCCCGGGAACACUUUCAGAAGCAUGGCGUCGAGCACUACUGGGACAUGGCUUAUAGCAGCGCCGUUUUUGACCAAUCUGAAGAAAUUGACUGA